Chara braunii is the source of this 3469-nucleotide messenger RNA. Lineage: Eukaryota; Viridiplantae; Streptophyta; Charophyceae; Charales; Characeae. The record is from the annotation of a GenBank genome assembly.
AAAUGGACCGAAGAAUAAAAAAUGGACCACCUAGGACAGCAUGUUUCACUGAGCCUACGGCGGGACAUAAUGGCCAUUGUGGCCGCGAGCCGGUCUUGGAAAGAGACCCGGGAUGUGAUGAUGAGAAAAUAUUUGGCAGCAAAGAAGAUGACGACGGAGGCCGAUUUAGCGGCAGUCCAGAGGAAGAACUUCGUAGCGUACAAUGACUUCCUAAGGGAGUUUACUUUGCUAGCCCUAAGGAUCCCCGGGGUUACGCACCGGAUAAUGAGUAAGUACUUCCUCAGACAGUUCUCCGAGUUCGACAAGGACAAGAUCCUGUCAGCUUACCAACAGACGAGCAAAUUCGUAAAUAUCAGGGACGUUGAUUUCAAUACCGUAAUGGAUCUGGCUGAGAAGACGGUAGUGACCGAGACAUUGGCCUUGCUUAAGGAAGGGGAGAUCAUAGAUCUGACCGGUAGGACAGGCGACAAGGUAAAGAAGGGGAUUAAAAGUCUACAUGAACGGGUGCACGGAGUCGACAACAAAAUUGAAAGGGUGGAGAACGCGCUCCUGGUUAUGCAGGCGCAAGUAUCCCGACCCAACCUCCCUCCCCAGGAAGCCGUAGUUCCGCCAGGUGUAGCCAAUCGAGGGUUCGGACGGAGGGAUCCUGCUAACGAACAAUGCAGGUAUUGUACCGCAAUGGGACAUUAUGUGCGCGCAUAUCCAAAACUCAACCAUGAUAUAUUAAAAAGGAGAUGUACCAGGUCAUUAAAGGGAGAGAUAUUCGGACCACAGGGACAACGGGUGAAUUGGAACUCGCCAGGGGGGAUGCGGCGAGCCGUUAUCAUGCUCAAUGGGCUAGAGAUAGCAGCCGUAGAAGCUGAGCCGGUGGUCGAAAUCAUCUGGGACCAACUUCGGGGCCGCGGGCUGGAGGUCAACUUCAUUUUGGAAAAUGACGGACGUGAUAGGGUGAACGCGACUACUCGGCUAGGGACGGCCGGGAGAAGGAUUAUCCGUGACACCGUGAUGGAGUUGGUUGUUGGAAGCUCCGUACCCCAAGCAAAGCCAGAGGCCGGAGAUUCAGAGAAAGCCUAUGGGAAGCCUAGGGAAAAGGAGCCUACGGACAAGGUUACCGCUGCUAAGAAGAAGUUUAGAUACCAAAUCCCGAUCUUAACCUUGCCCGAGAUCGACGACACACUUAGCAAGUUGGCAGGGACCAUGGUGUCGGUGUCGUUCCAAACCAUGCUGCAGGCCAGCCUUAGGUUGCUCAAAGGGCUUAGACAAUUGUUGACUCGGCGUCGAGUGGAGAUAGACAAAAACCCCGAAGCACCGGAAGAAGAAAGGGAGGAGGAAGUCCCGCAAGAGAUCGCUAACCUUCAGAGGAGUCGCGGGGAUUUAGAGGAUCUUGAGAAAGCCUUUGCAGACAUCCGUUUGAGCUUACCAGACCGAGAAGGUGGCGAAGUCAUGAGGGCACCUCCUGGGACAAAGCUCAGUUUCCAUACGCUACCCGUAGGAAAAUUAAACAUUCUGAUUGGAACUCAUCAUACCGACGCAUUAGUAGACGGGGUAGCAGAAAUCACUCUCAUAAGGAGGGAUUUCGCAACGGUCACGGGCUGUACGGUAAAUAAGGAAGUAACAGGGAGCAUCCGGGGAGCCGGUGGGGAAAUUCCGUUCGUUGGGUAUGUCAUGAAGUGCGCAGUCAAGGCAGGCGUCAGGGAAUCGAUCUGGUCGUUUCAACGGAUGACCGUAAUGGAGGAAAUGGAUCACGACAUAAUCCUUGGGAGGCCAUGGUGCGCAAAUGUAGAAAUGAUAGGCAUGCACUUGCACGAUGGGACGUACAUGGCAGACAUAGAGGACCCAGUGACCGGCCGGGGUGAGCUCCUCCGACUCCUCGGAACGGGAGGGGACCCUCCGAAGGGGAAGUUGGCAACGUGGUCGUCGUCAUUUGAAGAUAGCGCACGGAAAGGGGCUUUCGCACGGAUGGAGGGCAUGAGAGAAAGGGUAGAAAUUAUGAUUGAGGAGGCGUUCAACAAGAAGGAAUGGAUCAAGAUGGGCCUGCCCCAGAAGAAGAGGAGGCAGGAGGACGAAGUCUUAGGUCUUAUGGUAGCAGAGAAGGAGUCAGAAGUCGAACUCGGUGCCAGCCUGCCCAAACGGAAAGAAAUGUACGCAUGGACGUGCCAGAAGUCGCACUUGAGAUCCCCGAUUUGUUACAGCUCAUCAAGGCCCUUAGAUACCACAAGAGGCAACGAGGGUAAUCCCGACCGUUCAUUUUUUCGGAGAAAGAUCCCGAAAGGAAGUGUUCGAAAAUACAAGCCGGUAGAAAAGAAGGCAAAACCGGUCUCGAUCCUGCUAGAGACGUCAAAGGAAGAGGCUAUGGAGAAGGAGGAGGAAGUCCUCCGGGUGAUCCAAGAGAGAAGAGCGACAGAAGGGCAUCGGAUACCAGAUGAGGUAGUUGAUACAAUGAAGAUAGGGGUAGACGGAUUCCUAACAGAAGAGGAAAACCGCCUGAUCAAAAAGACUUGCCAAGAGUUUCACCUGGCAUUUGCCUUUAGUGAUCACCAAAAGGGGCGGUUGGACGCGAAGCUGAUUCCUCCGAUCAGAAUCCACACGGUAGAACAUGAGUGCUGGAAUGACAAGGGUCCGUCCUAUGAAUUUGGGAUAGCAGUGGAAGUGACAGACCUUCUUCGAGCGAAGAUGGACUCCUUCGUCGCAGAACCUACGGCGUCGCCAUACGCAAACCGGUGGUUCGUCUUUCGAAAGCCCAACAAGACGCUAAGGUGGAUUCAGGAUCUGCAUAAAUUGAAUGUGGUAACCAUCCGGGAUGCUGACUCGCUACCUCAGGCUGAUUUAUUAGUAGAGUCGCACGCCGGUCGGAGCAUUUACUCUCUGAUCGAUCUGUACUUAGGAUACGACAAGCUUCCAUUGGAUGUCCGGGACAGGCCUUACACCGCAAUGCACACCCCCAUAGGACAGUUGCAGAUGCAGGUGACUCCUAUGGGCUUUACGAACGCGGUAGCCGAGGCACAAAGGAGAAUGGUCGUCGUAGCCGGAGACAUGUUUCCAGAAAAAUGUGAGCCCUAUAUUGAUGACAAUCUGAUCAAAGGCGCCCAGGAGAAAGACGAGACGGAAGUCCAGCCAGGAAUCCGAAAGUUUGUAUGGGACCACCUACAAGACAUCAAAGACUUACUUCGCCGUUUCCUAGUAUACAACAUCACAACUACUGGACCAAAGAGUAUUCUCCCGGUACCAGAGGUAACUAUACUAGGAUUUCGCUACGGUGCUUACGGUAGGAAGCCAGAUCCGCGAAUACAGACAAGAUAUCGCAGUGGCCAACACCCCUCGGACGACAACAGAGGUAAGAGCAUUCCUAGGCGUGGUCGGCUCUUGGAGAAUUUUCAUUAAGAAUUUUGCCAAGAUUGUUGAACCUAUCCAAGCUAUGAUCAGAGAAGAAGGAACCAUAGACUGGACGGAAGAGCGGGAAGGAGCCGUC